UGGACGUGGGCUGAGCUCCACUGUUGAGAAUGUGUGUUUGUGUGUGCGUCUCUCUCCUCUACAAACACGAGAUCACAACGUGAUGAGAUGUUCUACUUAACGGGGUUGUGUGUGUUUUUUUAUUCAAACUUUCUUUGAAUAUUUUGUCCAAUAUAUUCGUACUGUUUCGAUGCCGUAUUCCGACUCAUUCCGCCCACGGGGACGCACAAUUGACUGGCCGAGGAAAAACGACUUGGUUUCUGAAGAGUGUCCGCUUCCCCUCCACUCGAUGAAGCGCUGCGAUGCCCUCUGAUUUUGUCUCCCUCCUCAGCUCGGACCUCGACCUCAAUUCCCCCAAAUCUCUCUACUCUAAAGAGUCUGUAUAUGACCUCCUCCCCAAAGAGCUCCAGCUCCAGCAGUCAUCCACCCAGACCGACCCAACCACCAUGAGCCAGAAGAGCGGAGGAGAGGCGGGGCCUCCUCCGUCUGCAGCCUUGGCUUCAGAUGCCACGUCUUCCACCUCCAACCCAACUGCCUCCAUGGGAGCCCCAAGCUCUGUAGGCACGUCCUCCUCCAACCAUCUCAAGGCCCCCCAGCAUCUCCACUCGGCUGGAGGGGAUGGAGCUGUCGCUUCGGAAGUGCAAGUCAUGGAGGCAGGAGCUGCGUCUGCUCCCAACAGGGCGAACAGCGGUGCAGGUGCUGCAGCAGGAGAUCCUGGGUCAGGGGUCUUGUCAGGGCUUGGAGUUCAGCAGCCUCAAAACACCCCAUCGAAGCGGAGGCCGGUUUUGAGCAUAUCCCCGCCACCUGAGGAUCUGUUUGAUGACAGUCAGAUGUCCUGCUUAGAGGAGCCCCCCGUAGCCAGCGCGCUGGGUCCAGACUCCGAGCAUAGCAGUAGCAUGUGGGCUGAUGACUCCGUUUCCAACUUCAGCUUGGUCAGCGCCUUCUCUUACAACGACAACACGGAGGUGCCGCGCAAAUCCAGAAAACGAACCCCUCGCCAGCGGCCGGGCCCCAAGCCUGCUCACCCAGAGGACAGUAUGGAUGUGUUUGACGCUGACAGUGCCAAGGCGCCUCACUUUGUCCUGUCACAGCUUGGGCCGGACAAAACUAGCCCCAUGACCAGCUCUCUUGAGUCUGGGACUGCAGUGAAGGGUGGCUCGCUAUCUACUCAGUUCCCUCAGAAAAGCAACGGGAAGGAGCUAAAGAUGUUGGUGCAGCCUGAGACACAGCACAGAGCCCGAUAUCUGACUGAAGGCAGCCGAGGUUCUGUCAAAGACCGCACACAACAGGGAUUCCCCACCAUCAAGUUGGAGGGUGUGAGUGAGCCAGUAGUGCUGCAAGUUUUUGUAGCGAAUGACGCAGGCAGAGUGAAGCCUCACGGGUUCUACCAGGCAUGCAGAGUGACUGGUCGCAACACCACUGCAUGUACGGAAGUGGACAUCGAGGGCACCACUGUUAUCGAGAUCCAACUGGAACCCAGCAGUGACAUGACACUUGCGGUGGACUGCGUAGGGAUUUUGAAACUUCGCAACGCAGACGUAGAGGCACGUAUUGGAGUGGCGGGAUCCAAAAAGAAAAGCACCCGGGCUCGACUGGCCUUUCGAGUCAACAUCACCCAGACAGACGGAUCCAUCCUCACCCUACAAGUCACCUCAUCACCCAUUCUCUGUACCCAGCCAGCGGGAGUACCAGAGAUUUUGAAGAAGAGUCUCCACAGCUGCUCAGUAAGAGGAGGAGAGGAAGUUUUCAUAAUCGGAAAAAACUUCCUCAAAGGAACCAAAGUUGUAUUUCAGGAGAAUAUUGCAGAUGAUAAUUCCUGGCAAGCUGAGGCGAAUAUUGACAUGGACCUUUUUCAUCAGAAUCAUUUGAUUGUGACAGUUCCUCCCUUCCACAACCAAUCAAUAACUUCCCCAGUUUCUGUGGGAAUUUUUGUGAUGACCAAUGCUGGUAAAUCACACGAAGCCCAGCCUUUCACCUAUUCUCCAGACUCAGCCGAUAAUGCCGAUGUUAAAGCAGUAAAAACUGAGAAACCUUCCUUCAAGACAUGUACAUUUGACAGUCAGAUCCAAUCUGUGUCUUCUGACCAAACUGACUGCUCUGGUCAACCUGUGAAAAGGGAAGAGGACACACCAAUGGAAGUGUCAAGCAAUCCACACCCCACAAAUGUGUUCAAGCCAUCCCCUGCCCCAAUUGUUUCAGUGCAGCAGACACUUGAGCUCAGCUCCAGCCCUCAUUCAGGUGGGGAGUCCUUUCAGAGCUCAAUGCCCCUACAACCGGAGGAUGUGGAACUUCCCCAGGCACGCUCUGUCUUUCCUAGCCUCGAGUCUCUUAACUCAAUUCAAAAGCAAGACAUUGCCCCAGCGGCGUCCUUUCCAAUGCCAGGAGAUCCAACAAUCCCCCCGGUAACCCCAGAAGUCCCCCAGCAGUUCCUUAGAGACCCACAGGAAAGCCUGCCGCCUGAAAGUUCUAACAACGGUGCAGUCAUGGUUGUAGCCAUGUCCCAAAUAGCAGCACCCUCUCCACCCCAGCCAGAGCAGUCACAGGUUCCCUUAUUUGCCCAAGAAGGCGUAGCCCAGUUGGAGAGGGCAGUAAGGGAGCUCCAGGCUGGAGCUAAUCCCACACUCCAGCAGGUUAUAGAGGCAGCUGUAGCCCGGCAGCAGCAGCAGCAGCUAAAUUCUGUGCUUUACAGCCCCACGACCUCCGCAGACACUCUUCAACAGCAUGUCCAGGAGAACAUGAACAGCCUUAGGUUGGGAGCCGCAGAUAAUUCGCUGUCGCCACAGCAACAGCUGCAGAUUCAGCAACAGCAAAUGCAACAGCAGCAGCAGCAGCAACAGCAACAGCAGCAGCAGCAGCAGCAAAUACAACAUUUUCAACAACAGCAAAUACUAAGUAACCUUCAACAGCAACAUCACCAUCUCCAGCAGCAACAACAGCAAGUCCUUGGAAACAUGCAGAUUCAACAACAACUUCUUCUACAGCCACAAGACCAACAGCAACUACAGCAGCAACAAAUUCUGGAGAACAUCCAACAACAGCAGUUGCAACAGAAUCAGCAACAAGUCAUAAACAACAUCCAGCUUCAGGAUCAACAACAAAAUCAAAUUCUAAGCAAUUUGCAACAGCAUCAGCUACAACAACAACAAAGCCAAACAUUGAGCAACCUGCAGCAGCAACAGUUGCAGGAACAGCAAGUUUUAGAGAACCUGCAGCAGCAACUACAGGCCGAGUUGCUCCAGCCACAAAUCCAUUCCAAUCCCCAAGUACAGCAGCCGGUCGCCCUCCUUCAACAACCUGGUGAGAUGCUGACCAUCCAAACCAGUUUCCCAACACAGCCCCCAUCUAAUACAUCCCCCCCACAGCAGCUUUUCCAGUCCCCCAGGCCUAUUGCAGAGACCCAGGGUACCCAACAGCAGGUUCAAGCGGCCCUGCUCCAGAAUGCCCUGACAGUCUUGACGAGCGGCAGCCUCAACACGGAGCAACAGUCCACCGGGUCGGCCCUAUAUCUUUCACCGAACUCUCAGUCCCAACAGCAGCAGCAGUUGGCAUUCAUCUCCACCAUGGAGACAUCCACCAGCCAGCCCCAGCCUGUUCCCAUGUUUCAUAACCAGCCUCCAGCUCAGCUUUCGCAAAUGCAGCAGCAAAGCACCCCCAUGGAACAACAGCAAUCACCGCAGCAAAAUCAACAACAGUCACCACAACUCUCCAUUGGCCAACAAGGCUCUUUGUUCCAAAGCAUUCCCAACCAUUCGCAACCUAACCCUCUCCCCCAGAAUCAGCUCUCCCAGCCACAGCAGACAGGUCUGCUCCUCUGCACUGCAGAACUAAAUCCCCAGACUAUCCUUUUCAGCACGCAGACCCAAGGAUCAGCCCCGAUGGGCAGUAUCUCAGUUGGACUUUCCCAACCAGAAACAGCCGAGCCAAUGUCCUUCCAGGAUCAGAGCUCCUUGGGUAACAACUCGACAUCCACUCAGAACCAACAGUGCAGCAUUUUCCAGGAGCAGCAGCCCAUGCAAGUGGGCACAAGCUCUUCUAGCGUCUCUAACAGUCGAUCGGUGGAGCUCUUCCUGCCCCAGGCCUCCCUGUCCAGCCUACAGAGUACUCUUAGUUCGCAGGAGCUAAACAACCAGACUGCAGCCCCCGGUACAACCAUCUUUGUGGUCCAGGGCUCUGUAGGCGUGGUGGACAGCCCUGGCCAACAGCCCCCGGAACAGCUUUUCCAGACAACUGUGGGUGAAAAUGUGGCCCAAGGUGGACCAGCCAACUUGUUUGUGUUUGGCAUCCAGAAUGACACUCCCCAGCUGCUCAAUUCAGCCGGCUCAACCCUGACCAAUCCAGUUCAGAACCAGGCCCAGAACACAGGCCACAUGCAGCCACUGAUGGAGCAGCCCAUGGCCCAGGCGUCAUCCACCAUGCACAGUAGCCUACAGAGCAGUCUCCAGGCACAGAUGCAGUCCAGCUUAGAGAGUGCCAUGCAGAACGCCAUGCAGACCAACACCCAGGUGACCCUGCAACCUGUUUUACAGCCCAACAUUGACACAAGCCUGCCAACUCCCAUGCAGACCAAUCUCCAGAUACAGAGCAGCUUACAGAAUACACUGCAGGCUUCCGACAUGGGCAAAAUUGAGGACCUACUGGAAAGUCUACAGAAGCAGUGACGUGUUUGUAUGUGUGCACCACGUGGAGAGAAGGUAGCCAUGUACUCCUAAAGUCAAUGAGACUUUCCGGCGCAUGGUGUUUUGUGCCAAUGCCACAAAACUUAAAAAUAAGUAUAUUUAAGAAACAAAUGCCCCGCCCCUUUUACCUUAAAAAAAAACAACUAUGAGCUUAUGUAACUCACUUUUAUUAACUAUUUAUCAUAAAUUAUAGCCUUUGUAUAUCCAUUGUCCUUGAAUUGAUUAUCUGCCUUUUGUUAUUACCCCUCUUGCAGGAUCAGAGAGGCCUGUAAUAACUGCUUUAGUCGUAAAAACAAAUGCAGUUUUUUUUUCUCAUGAGUGUUUUAAUAUUGUGGGCCUAGGAGACAGGGGGAAAACCAGCCUUUUUUGGAUGGAAAACUGGAUGGAAGAAUGUCACAACUGGGGAAUUCCAUGAGCAGUGAAUAGGCAAAAGUUGCUAUAACAGUUAUACAUCGAUUAAAACAUCUGAUUGUAGACAAACAUUGCGCUGAAUCAAAUUUUUGGGAGUGUGGAAUCUGAAAAAAUCUUGCUCGGAGAGGUGAUGCUUGCAGUGCAUCUUUUUUUUUUUUAAUCACUCAAAUUUGCUCUAAGAGUAAAUGCUCUUAUGUACAAUUGAAGGGAAGGCACUUUCAAAAAAUAUAAUGUCCACAAACUAUUACAGUGAAUCCACAACUAUUGCAACAGGUAAAUUCCAGACCUACCCAAGAAAAUCUACAGUCUUACAAAGACUAUAUAGAGUGGAACCUCGUUUUGAUGGAACCAUAACCAAGGAUGUCUUUAUUUAACAGAAAAUUUGCAGAAAUAGUCGUGUCCGGCUGGAGCUCAAAACGUCCGCCCAUUGCAGCGAGCAUGGUCCACGUGUUCUGAAUCGGCAGCUUUUCUUUGCAGACGCAAUUAACAGACAGAGCGUGGUACUCUAGUUCUGCUACCAAGUGCACUGUGAUUGCCUCCGGUUUGGCCAUGGCGGCGGAACUGCUUAGCGUGCAGUGGGAUCGGGAGUCCAAGGCCACACACGCUCUACAGCCCUAUGUUCACUGGAGCUUUCAUCUUGUGCAUACGUAGCUCAAACACUCUCCCUCUACUGGUUUUGGUUCUGUCAGUGCACAGUUGUCAACUUUUCAACCCAUUCACAAAGACAUACAAACAAAAAGGAAGUGUUCUAACCCUAGUAACUGGUGAUAAAUUGAGUCAGCCAUUUCCGUGGUUACAGUAAUACAAUAUGUGUUUAAAUCUUCAAACAACUGUAUACUGUUAAAAAAAAAAAAAAAUAUGUAUUGCUUCAAAAAAUGCAAUAUAGUGGGGUCUCAAACGAAUUGCGAUAAAGUGCGGGUUCACUGUAAUAAUCAAAAGUGUUAUGAAGCACAUUUGUUUUGUUGACUCAAGUUUAACACUCCCGAAUGAGAUUGAACCCGGUUGAAUACUGUGACUUAUCUCGGUGUUUCCAAACAACUAUGAAGUUUGUGUUAUAUCUUUUUUUUUGUUGGUCCAACUCAAUGUGGAUAGAAACUUUACACUUUGAGUCUUGUGUGGUUUUAGACACAUUUUAUCUCAAGCACUUUAUAACCUCCUCUGUGCAUCCAGCUAACCCUUACAUCCAUCCAAGCAUCCAUCCAUAUGCGGAAACAUAAACACGCACCAAGGCAUCAAAAUGGUGGUGAAAAAAGCAGUCUUUGCAGGUUAAAAACAUAGCCGAGCAUCUUCCCAAUAGUUUGUACUUAGAGGCCAACUUAGUAUUGAAAGAUUCAAAAUGUGAAUACCAAGUUGUACUGUAUGAAAGGGGACAUUUGUUUGUUUUAAAUUCCAGGAUGAAGUUUCAAAUAUUUUUUUUAAUUCCAGGAUUAAGUUUAAAUUAUAUGAGAAUAAAAUCUUAAUUUUAAGAUUAAAAAGGCUAAAUGUUUGAACAAGUCCAAAUAUUACAACAAUUAAGUCGUAAAGUUGCAAGGACUAAAACUUUUUUCCCCUAUAAAUUGUGAUUCUGUUUUAAUAUCUAUUUUUUUUCAAGGUCCUUUUCCACUUUUUUUUCUUUUUAACAAACAAGCAAUGAAUUCAUCUUUCUUACAAAAACAAUGUGAGAGCUAUUAUACAUCAUAGCAGGGGUUCCGAACAAUUCCAUCGCGAUCGACCGAUAGCCCGCGGACUGGACCCAAGUCGAUCACAGAGGAUAUAGGUAGAAAUGGGGGAAGGACAUCAAACAAAUGAAGGCGUGGAUUACAAUAAUGCAAACAAAUCUGUGGCUUUACCACUUCAACAUUUCCAACUUCUCAUGUUUCAUGAAAAAUGAUACGGCAAUAUGUGGGCUGCACAUCCUAUACACCGAAUUUAACGAUCUACAUAAGUAAAUAAUAAUAUGCCCAUAUAAAAAAUAAAUAAAUGACGUACUUGCCAUCAUCCGAUUUCAAAACCGGCUAAAGAACCAGGAGGCAUUACAAGCGGUGGCAGAUGCAUCGACGGAAGCCUCAAUUAAUUGAGGAGAAACAUCAUUUCAUAUGGUGCCACGAAGGGCGCAUAGCUUGAAUAAUUGAUUCCUCUGCUGCGUUUUUACGUUAUUUUCUGUCUCUACAGUGAACUAUAGUCUGUGGCGUACGGUUGUAGCGAUAGGUCUUGAAGCCCUACAUGCACAUUUCAUCGGUAAGAAUGUGAUUAUAAAUGUUCUCGUACAAGGUAUAUCUCCGAGUGUUUCCGAAAGAUUGGCCUGCAUCAUAUUGUCAGAACCAUCAACAAUAAAGUGAAAGCUCAUCGGGACAAAAUGUGCUGCAAAAUUCUAACCUAACCUGUAAGUCACGAAUCACGAUACUGACAUUAUAUGUUCUUGAUGGUGGAUGCAAACAGUGAAAUUGAUUAUUUGAGAGCAAAAUUAUUGCACUGAUAACUUAAAAAAAAAGUAGAAUUUGUAAGGCAACGUACGGUGGCUGCACUCUGGCUUCAGCCGCAAGUGUCCAUUUGUUAGUCCGUUCAUAUCUAAGUCUGUGGCUCCAAUAUAUGUCAGCCACCAGAAUGAAACAAAAUAUAUAGCACACAGGGUGAUUUUUUUUGUUUUGUUUGUUUUUUUAACUUCGCAAGACAAAAAAAAAGAUAAACGCGUUAGAUUGACCUUGAGGUCUCAUAAGAAAACGUGCUGAAAAUGACGUACACCUACGGCAGCAGGUUUGAAGUGCUAACGUUUCUGCCUAUUUUGAACUCCUUAUAUCUUCCGCUCCCAAAAGCAAGUCUAAUCGUGAUUAUAUUGCAAAUGCAAUUUUUUUUUGUUACUACUGGUUUCUCAGCUUUAUCCUCAGAAAAUGUUUAUACAAGACAAGUGUUAGUUAACCUUCAAAAUGUACCGGGAAAAUAUCCAAUUUAUUAUGAACAGUCUUGACUCCUUUUAAAAAUCCUACGCUUUCUCAAAACGUAUUUAAAGAAAAAUCCCCAGGAAAAAAGUGAACUUUAUUCCGGUAACAUUACAACUUUUUUUUUCCUCUCACAAACACUUUUUUUCUUCUCUAAAUAAUCCCUCAGAAAAAAAUCCAAUUAACACUAUGUAAUUAUUGUGAAAUGUUAAAAUCUCCUAAUUUUACUUAAUCUCAGUUCAAUUUAAUUCUGCAAAUAUGACUCGUUAAAGUUACUUUCUUGCAGUAUUAUCUGUAUUCUUCAAAAAUAAGAUUCAAAAUAUUUCCAGGGUAAAAAAAAUCAACUUUGUUGUAACAGAAUUGUAUUCACCAUGCAUCUAUUUUCUGAAACAUUCUCAUCAAAUGGCAGCAGUGUUGUUUCCCCUCACCCACAACUUUAUUCAGUAACGUGACUUUUUUUUCACCCUAAUUUAUUUCCGUGCGGCCCGAAUACUGCUCGUCGGUUCAGUGUGGCCUGUACAUUGGCCAUUCUCUCUGGCCAUGUUUUUUUGUUUGUUUGUUUGUUUUGUUUUUUUAUCUGUAUUUUCCAGUCCUGUGUCAGAUGUUGUGUUCUUCCCAAGACUUGGUUGUAAUGAAGAUUUAUCAUAUUGCUCUAUAUGUUCAUAUUGUUUGACCUCGUGUCUGUUGAAGUUUUAAAGAGGAGGCAGGCAGCAUGUGACUUUGGCACCUUCCCGACUUUUGUGAACGGUAACUAUGAUGAUGGAGGCGUCCAUUUUGGUUUUGCUGUGCCAUGUUGGUGCACUCUACUAAUCAAUUUAAUUUCAUGUAUUGUCAUCUGGUUGUUGCUUUGAAGUAGUGGUCAAACCAAAGCCCCUGACGACAAAAUUCCCCGCCCCCCACACACCCCACACCCUCGUAAUGUUUACUCAAUUCUACUAGCAGCUCAAGUGUGUACAGUCCAGAGAAAGACAUGUAAAAGGUACUUUAAAGAACAUUUAUGCCAAUUUGAUCCCUUAAACAAGCAUCGUAAAAUCACACCGCUAUACGUACUUACAGUAAGCAUAUCUACAAAAACAAAAAAAUGGUGUCUCACUUCUUUGUUUACAUUUUUCAUCUUCAUUCUAGUCCGGUCGCUGUUCGUGAUCCAUUUUAAAGUAAAUUAUCUUUUUUAGACUUUUGUAUCCAUGUAUCAAAGUGUAGAGUAUUUUUGUAACUGAAAAAGAGGUGUUGUUGGAUUCUCACAGUGCAGAAUAGUAUCAGUGGUGGUAUGUUGUCCAAAAGAUAGCGCAGGUGUGUUGUGCUCCAAGUAAGUCCAGAUUGACCCGUUUUCUUUUCUUUUUCCUCAUCUUGUAUACAGAGGAUCCUCCAUUUACGACUGAGUUAUAUUCAUACUCUAGAUACGUAACCUGGAUUUGUAUGUAAUAUGUAGUCGAUCGCAAAGCUUCAGCAAUAGUCAUAAUUACAGUUCAUAUUUGUAUUAAAACACUUUUGAGACAUAAAACAAAAAAAACUGUUGAAAUUCCAUUUAUUGUAUGAUUGUUUCUCAGACCACAACAACAACCUUGUAUGGCUACAUUGUUAUACGUCCGAAAAAAUGACACCUUCUGAAAUGGAGUGUGUCACAACAGUCAAUGAAAAUUAUUCAAAUCCGGAAAUUCAGAUUUUACGACCAAUUGUUAUCUUAAUUUGAGUCACCGCAGAUUCAUUUUAAACGAAGAAGAAACAAAAAUGCAUUUCUAAGAAGUCUUUGAAUCAAAGUUGUUCACUGCUUCCAACACGAUUAGGGAACAGACAUUUUGUGUGCAAGUCCAUACUCUACUGUUCUUGGUCUCGGUUUUUCUGAAAUAAAUUUCCCUCAUAAAUGUGACUUUAGUCCAGUAUGGCUUUUUUUUUUCCUUCCUCUUCACGCUGAAUUUUUGGGGCUGGUGCAGCUUAUACUCCGUAGCAACUUCCGAAAAAUACAGUACUUAAAUCUCAUACUCUUAUGACUUGUGUUUCAGAACAUUUCCAAUUUGUUUUCACCAUUGGAACAUAAUGAAACACGACCCAAAUGUUUUGCUUGUUACUUUAUGCCAUGGGUGUCAAACUCCAGGCUCCAGGGCCAGAUCUGGGCCGCCACAUCAUUUGGUGUGGCCUGCGAAAGCAAUUCAAACAUGUUGACUUCUAUGAUGCUAACUAAAAUUUUUACCCCAAUUUCAAAUUCUCGUAUGUAAUAUAUGAGAGCUAUUGUAAGUUUUCUUGUUACCAAAACCCCCAUUAGAGUAACUUAAAAUAUAGUUGAAGAAACCAUUAUUCUUGACUUCUUUCGAUGGUUUCACAGUCGUAAGUAAAGUCCGAAUUACAGUCAAUAUUUUUGUGAGAAAGACUCGAAGGUCAUUAAUAUAAAUCAAUUAACCUUGAAACAAUAACCGAGGACUCUAAAUAUUGGAGAGAAAUUAUUCAUGCAAGUGUACAGCUUUAAGUUGUGUAUUUUGAGAGAAAGGGAAUAGUUUGUUUUAAGUACAGAAUGCUUUUUGCGGUGACAAAGACUGCAAUUGGCAAAAAUGUCUCAGUAAAUGACACUCCCUUAUCAUUUUCAUGAAGAAUACAAAUUCUGGGGGGGGGGGUAAAUUACGAGGAGGGAGGGCUUGUUCAGGUAAAAAAAAAAAAAAGACAAGUAGGUUAUCGGGUCCCAUUGGUCGUCUCCCCCCCCCCCCCCCCCAAAAAAACUAAAAUAGGUCAGAUUAUUAUAAACAAACCAGGAAUAUGUGGGGAUCCACUGUAUACAUAGUAUGUCUUUUUUUUCCUCCCCAAAUAUUCAAUUUCACUUUCAAAAUUGUAUUACACCAUUGAUGUAACCCCGUAAUUUGUCACAGAUCACUAAAGUCAGGAUUACGGUCAACAAAUGCAUGAAAAUCACUCCUUGUCCUUAGCAUAGCAUAGCAUAGAACAAAUGAAAACCAGUAAGUUCGGUGGGAACUAAGCGUUUCUUCGUGUGCCGCGCGAUGGCAUUUUCUUGCAUGGCAUUCCAUUCCUAACCUGGAAACGCGGUACACAGUAAACCUUGGAUCCCAUCUAUAAUAACCCACUGGCACAUGCGCUACGUGGUCUGGUGGCAAUGGUUAAACAUCUCAAAAGUGGCAUUUUUAAAUUUUCUUUUUUAAACAUCCAGUAAACUGUAGGCCAGGUUGGCGCACACUUGUCAGUUUUCAAGCAUUCCAUUCCUCUUGAUUAUAGGGGGAACCAAAGAGCACAUUUGAGAAGAGUCUGCUUCUUAAAGCCACGCUAGAAGAGGAGAGGGAGUGGGUGGGCUUCAGUUUCAUGAAUGUAAUUGUUUUACCUCAUGUUAUGUGCACAUCAGACCAAUUUGCAGAGAACAUUUGCGGCAAACGUGUACAUUUGUCCCUUUUUUGUUUUGUUUUUUUUAAUGCAUCAUGAAGUAGAGAACACUCGUCUGAAGUUGGGGGGGCGGGAGUGAAAGCACACAAAUCUUUUACCUUUUUACACACUUUUGUCCUUCACUGGUGUGUGAAUGAAUAUCCGUGUAUAUUUAAAUGUGAAUUAUACUGCAGGGGUAUGUUGAAUUUCAAUGGUGGCGCUUUCAACAGAACUUUGUGUGCCUUGGAAAAAAGUUUUCUCUGCUGUCGACUCUCUUGGCUGUCCUUUCCACCCCUUAUCUCCUGCAUUUUUUUUCCCCUCAAAACUACAGCCCAUACUGGUUGUUUGUAUUUUUGAACAACCGUUGCAUGAUAUCAUUCUAUUUUGGGGUGCCUCGUGAGAUUUGUUUUUUUUAAAAGGGACGACAUAAUGGCGAUUUGUUUCCUUGCAAGGGUGUUUUUGUGCUGCCGUGCUUCUCUGCAUUUACUCGACUGUUGCUGUGAAAGGCAAAAAAAAAAAGUUACUGUUCAUUGCCAAUAACGUGAGCCGUAUGUUGUACUGUUGUAGUCAAAAGGAGCUUACCCUCAGUUUGCUUUGUCACUCUUGUUUUGUGUGUGCGUGCGCGUGUGUGUAGUAUAUAUUUAGUCUUACAGCCCUGCAUUUAGGGAUAAUGGUCAAGCCCCCUCAGUGUGUUAUCAUUCAUUUGAAUUAUCAUUAUGUACUUUGCCUUGGUCUGGACAUUUGUAUACUCUCUUCAGUUUGUAUCUAAUCCUGCUGCUACAUUAAAUUAAUAAAAGUGAAAAAAUAA
Hippocampus zosterae (dwarf seahorse) is the source of this 12146-nucleotide messenger RNA. RefSeq names its product nuclear factor of activated T-cells 5-like. The transcript has 12 exons. Gene Ontology annotation, molecular function: DNA-binding transcription factor activity, RNA polymerase II-specific; transcription factor binding; RNA polymerase II cis-regulatory region sequence-specific DNA binding. Gene Ontology annotation, cellular component: transcription regulator complex. The coding region runs from base 282 to 4637 and encodes 1451 amino acids. Gene Ontology annotation, biological process: cytokine production; calcineurin-NFAT signaling cascade; regulation of transcription by RNA polymerase II. The record is from RefSeq and is a predicted model, not a curated record. Lineage: Eukaryota; Metazoa; Chordata; Actinopteri; Syngnathiformes; Syngnathidae.